AUGUCUGACAUGAACGCUGAAUGCAACAUCAAGGUGUUGUGCCGCUUCCGCCCACUGAACCAGUCGGAAAUCAUCCGCGGAGAUAAGUUUAUCCCAAUAUUCCAGGGAGAAGACACUGUCAUCUUCGGGGGGAAGUCGUACGUGUUUGACCAGGUCUUCCCGACUAUCACCACACAGGAACAAGUCUACAACGCCUGUGCCAAGCAGAUUGUCAAAGAUGUGCUUGGGGGAUACAAUGGGACUAUCUUUGCCUACGGGCAGACUUCUUCAGGAAAAACACACACCAUGGAGGGGAGCCUUCAUGAUCCACAGGCGAUGGGAAUCAUUCCUCGGAUCGCCCAGGACAUUUUUGAACACAUAUUUGCCAUGGAUGAAAACUUGGAGUUUCAUAUUAAGGUUUCGUACUUUGAGAUCUACAUGGAAAAGAUCCGGGACUUGCUGGAUGUGACUAAAAACAACCUGUCAGUGCAUGAAGACAAAUACAGAGUUCCUUAUGUGAAGGGCUGCACAGAGCGCUUCGUCACCAGUCCAGAGGAGGUGAUGGAUGUGAUAGAUGAGGGGAAGGCCAACCGUCACGUCGCUGUCACCAACAUGAAUGAACACAGUUCCCGCAGUCACAGCAUCUUCCUCAUAAACAUCAAACAGGAAAACGUGGAGACGGAGCAGAAGCUGAUCGGGAAGCUGUACCUCGUUGACUUAGCCGGAAGUGAGAAGGUCAGUAAGACGGGUGCAGAGGGAGCGGUGCUGGAUGAGGCCAAGAACAUCAACAAGUCCCUGUCGGCACUGGGGAACGUCAUUUCAGCGUUGGCUGAAGGAACGAAAUCCCACGUGCCGUAUCGUGACAGCAAAAUGACUCGCAUCCUUCAGGACUCGCUUGGCGGGAACUGUCGCACCACCAUGUUCAUCUGCUGCUCCCCCUCCAGCUACAACGACACCGAGACCAAAUCCACGCUGAUGUUCGGCCAACGAGCCAAGACCAUUAGGAACACGGUAACAGUGAAUCUGGAGCUCACAGCAGAGCAGUGGAAGAAGAAGUACGAGAAGGAGAAGGAGAAGAACAGGUCAAUGAAGGAGACUAUCCAGCGUCUUGAAUCUGAACUGACCUGCUGGAGGAAUGGUGAGAACAUUGCUGUUCUUGGGCACCUGAGUGACGAAUCAGAAGAUACUCCCUUCGCUUCUCCAGACUCCGAGCAGUUGCCUCUUGAUUUGAGCAGCCCCUGCACCCCGUGCACUCCCUGCAGCCCUUGUUCUAUCGCCUCCUCCAUCGUGGUCCACAUCUCUGAGGAAGAGCGGCACAAGUACGAGGAGGAGAUCCGCAAGCUUUACAAACAGCUGGAUGAUAAGGACGAUGAGAUCAACCACCAGAGCCAGAUGGUGGAGAAGCUGAAGGAGCAGAUGCUCGACCAGGAGGAGCUUUUAGCAUCAUCCAGGGGAGACGGUGAGAGGGUGCAGGCGGAGCUCUGCAGGCUGCAGACAGAGAAUGAAUUGGCUAAAGCAGAGGUGAAGGAGGUGCUUCAGGCACUUGAGGAGCUGGCGCUAAACUAUGACCAGAAGAGCCUGGAGGUGGAGGAGAAAAGCAUGCAGAACAAGCUCCUGGCGGAAGAACUCACCAAAAAGAUGACUCACCUCAUGGCUUUAGAAGCAGAGCUGUCUCGUAUUCAGGAAGUGAGCAGCCACCAAAGGAAACGCAUUGCUGAAGUUCUCAAUGGCCUCAUGAGGGACCUGCGAGAGUUCAGCACCAUAGUUGGAAACAGAGAAAUCAAGCUGCCCGUGGAGAUCAGUGGGGUGAUAGAGGAAGAGUUCACAGUGGCCCGCCUCUUCAUCAGUAAGAUAAAGUCGGAGGUGAAGUCGAUGGUGAAGCGCUGCCGCCACUUGGAGAGCCUCCAAAUGGAAUGCCAGCGCAAGAUGGAGGAGACGAGCAGGGAGCUGUCCAUGUGUCACCUUCUUGUCGCACAGCACGAGGCAAAGAUCCGCUCUCUGAUGGAGAACAUGCACAAUGUGGAGCUGAAGAAGAGACAGCUGGAGGACAGCUAUGACUCUCUGACUGAGGAGCUGGCCAGACUCAGAGCCCAAGAGAGCAUAUCACAGAUGACCAGAGGGGAGAAUCACACACCGCUGCAGAAUCCCUGUGAAAUGAAGAGGGCACUGGAGGAGCAGAUGCAGUCGCACCGUGAGACACACAGCAAGCAGCUCGGCUGCCUUCGAGACGAGCUCAGCAAGAAACAGAGGAUCAUUGAUGACUUAACCGACUGUAACCAGAAACAGCAUUUGGAGUUGGAACAACUGCACGUUGACUUUGAACGUCUCAGAAGUCAGGAGCAUCAGAAGAGCCAACAGCUGGAGGAUCUGACAUUCCUCUGUGAGCGGCAUGAGCAGUCGAAGCAGGACCUCAAAGGGCUGGAGGAGACAGUUGGUCGCGAGCUCCACACCUUACACAACCUCCGCAAGCUUUUUGUCCAAGACCUCACGACUCGAGUUAGAAAAGGUGCAGAGAUGGAGCCUGAUCUUACUGGAGGAUUUAUCACCCAAAGACAAAAGAUUUCCUUUCUUGAAAACAACUUGGAGCAGCUUACUAAGGUUCACAAGCAGCUGGUACGUGACAACGCAGAUCUUCGCUGUGAGCUUCCGAAGUUAGAGAAACGUCUUCGCUCUACAGCUGAGCGAGUUAAAGCGUUGGAGGGAGCAUUGAAGGAAGCAAAGGAAGGAGCCAUAAAUGACAGACAUCGCUACCAACAGGAGGUGGAGAGAAUCAAAGAUGUGAUGAGGGCUCGCUAUCCCUUCCGUCGUCCCCACGCUGCACAGAUAGCCAAGCCUGUGCGCCCCGGCCACUACCCGCUCUGCUCCCCCUUCAACCCCUUCUUCAUUCGAGGCUACAACGGGAGCCCGGUUCCCUUCAGCUACAAUGCUUUGCAGAACAAAAACAACAAACCAGCAAAAGAAACAGAGGACAGACUACCUGAGACUGACUCAAACCAGAACAGCCCAACAGAACACCUUGACUCACAGAUCAACGACAUGCAAGACAGCGACGACCAGAACAUGCUUCCAGAUGAACCACCGAGCGAAGCAGUGAAGACCUCCGAGAUGCUCGAUUCAGUAAACGGAAAUACCACAGAUAUUAAUGACAACAGGCAGGAGAGUUUGUCUGAGGCCUCCUCUGUAAAUCUGCAUGCAGACGAUCCUUGUUGGCCCAGAAAAUGA
Messenger RNA from Nematolebias whitei (Rio pearlfish), 3201 nucleotides. RefSeq names its product kinesin family member 5A, b (gene kif5ab). The transcript has 28 exons. Gene Ontology annotation, biological process: microtubule-based movement. The coding region runs from base 1 to 3201 and encodes 1066 amino acids. Gene Ontology annotation, molecular function: ATP binding; microtubule binding; microtubule motor activity. NCBI's taxonomy places the organism in Eukaryota, Metazoa, Chordata, Actinopteri, Cyprinodontiformes, Rivulidae. The record is from RefSeq and is a predicted model, not a curated record.